UUGUAUGCAUGACCUCUAGCUCAAAAGGCUGAAGGGAAUUCUUAUACCAGCAAAACAAAAAACAAAAAAAAAAUGGUACAGGGUGUGUGCUACCGCACAACUAGAAAAACAGGAAUAUUUUACCAUACAACUAGAAUCAAAAAUCAAGCAUUCAGUAAAAAUCGUGGCAAUAAACAAACAUUACAUUUCCUGAAUGGAUGACAAUUAAAAGUAAAUAUGCUUUUGUUCUUAUUUUUGUUUUGUUUUCUCAUCAGACUGACUUUGAGACUGCUGCAGAAAAUGUUAAAAAGUUAAAGUCCAAGCCCACAGAUGAUGAACUAAAGGAGCUGUAUGGACUCUACAAACAGGCUACUGUAGGAGACAUCAACAUUGUGUGUCCUGGGAUAUUAGAUUUGAAAGGUAAAGCCAAAUGGGAGGCUUGGAACCUGAAGAAAGGUAUGUCAGAAGAAGAUGCCAUGAAAGCUUACAUUUCUAAAGCAAAUGAAAUUAUGCAGAAAUAUGGAAUGUAGAAUUCCCUCAAACACUUCACCUCCAAGUAGCUCAUGGGUACUUCAAAAACUAUGUUAUUAAUUUGAUUGUCUGGCAUAAAACUUAACCUGUAACAAGUUCAUUGUACACAUUAAGACAUUGAUUUGCUUGUUUACAAUACAUUUUCUAACUUAAUACAUAA
Candoia aspera is the source of this 670-nucleotide messenger RNA. RefSeq names its product acyl-CoA binding domain containing 7 (gene ACBD7). The record is from RefSeq and is a predicted model, not a curated record. Lineage: Eukaryota; Metazoa; Chordata; Lepidosauria; Squamata; Candoiidae. The coding region runs from base 198 to 509 and encodes 103 amino acids. Gene Ontology annotation, molecular function: fatty-acyl-CoA binding. The transcript has 3 exons. Gene Ontology annotation, biological process: fatty acid metabolic process.